Molecule: messenger RNA, 505 nt
Organism: Trichoderma atroviride IMI 206040
Lineage: Eukaryota; Fungi; Ascomycota; Sordariomycetes; Hypocreales; Hypocreaceae
Source: RefSeq, a predicted model, not a curated record
CAAUACGCCAAAGCGUCAUUAAGAGACUCAACUUUCAACUUACAGCCUUCACCAUGAAGUUCUCAACCAUCGUCGCUGCAGCUGUUUCCUCGGCCAUUGCCGUCUCCGGCAACCCCAUCGAGAAGCGUCAAAUCGGCGGCGUAUGUCCCUCUCUUUCACCAUCUUCCUCAUCAUGAUUGAGUCUAACUUGUAUUCACAGGUCCUCUUAUGCACCGGCGCCAACGCAACCGGCACCUGCUCCUACAGCGUCUACGAACUCAAGACUUGCCACCAGCUGCCCGCGCCUUUCCACCACAACACCAGCACGUUUGCGCCCGAUGGCGAAGAUUUCGAGUGCUUCCCGCGUAUCGGUGAUUGCGGCUCCAUCUGCACCAGCCCGACGGGAUGCACCUUUGGCGCCGUCGACUUCAGCUACAAGAACAAGUUUAACCUCGGUGCCAUUAAAUGGAAUACGUUGAUUUCUAGCUUUGACUGCUCGUUGAAGACGCCUCCGAGCACUCAAUGA